GCCGAGCAGCGCACUCUCCACCCGGGGCAUCGGCUCUCUGCUCGGUCCAGCCUGCAGCGGAACCGGCGGUCCGGACGCGUUCCCCCCGCUGACAGCCUGAAGGGAUUAUUACUGUCGUUACCGAGCCGCGACUGUUUCCCCGUGCCGGAUCUGGAAGUGUCGGGUCUGUUCUCUGCUGUGAAGAAGUACCUGUACUGAGAGCAACUGCAGCCCAACAGGAACGCUUCUGGUGUGGCACAGACUCUGCCGCAGAUCAUUGCAUUACCCGACAAUCAUGCCCCGCAGAUAGCAGCCUCGUCCUCCUCUCCACUCCCCCUCCCUGCCCCUCGGCCCCUUCCUCCUCUCACCUUCCUCGCCACCGCCACCCGCACCGCCACGGGCCGCCAUGCCCCCCAGGAAGAGGACGCGGCCGGGCCUGGGCUUCCUGUGCUGCUUCGGCAGCAGCGAGCCCCCGGAGAUCAACCUGAAGGACAGCGUGCCGCUGCAGCUCCUGGAGUUCAGCGCCCCCAUGCCGCCUGCCGAGGAACUGCACGCACGCUUUUCCGAACUGGUGGAUGAACUGGACCUGACAGAUAAAAACAGGGAGGCCAUGUUCGCCCUGCCAGACGAGAAGAAAUGGCAGAUCUACUGCAGCAAGAAGAAGGAGCAAGAGGACCCCAACAAGCUGGCCACCAGCUGGCCCGACUACUACAUCGACCGCAUCAACUCCAUGGCAGCUAUGCAGACAUUGUUUGCCUUUGAUGAGGAGGAAAUGGAAAUGAGGAACAAGGUGGUAGAGGAUCUGAAGACCGCCCUUCGGACUCAGCCAAUGAGGUUCGUCACGCGCUUCAUCGAGCUGGACGGCCUCACCUGCCUCCUCAACUUCCUGCGCAGCAUGGACUACGAGACGUCGGAGAGCCGCGUCCACACCUCCGUCAUCGGCUGCAUCAAGGCCCUGAUGAACAACUCGCAGGGCCGGGCGCACGUCCUCGCCCACCCGCAGAGCAUCAACACCAUCUCGCAGAGCCUGCGGACGGAGAACAUCAAGACCAAGGUGGCCGUGCUGGAGAUCCUCGGCGCCGUGUGCCUGGUGCCCGACGGACACAAGAAGGUGCUGCAGGCCAUGGCGCACUACCAGAAGUACGCCGCCGAGAGGACCCGCUUCCAGACGCUGCUGAACGAGCUGGACAGGAGUACGGGCCGCUACAGAGAUGAAGUCAACCUGAAGACCGCCAUCAUGUCUUUCAUCAACGCCGUGCUCAACGCCGGAGCCGGAGAGGACAACUUGGAGUUUCGCCUCCACUUAAGGUACGAGUUCCUGAUGCUGGGCAUUCAGCCCGUCAUCGACAAGCUCCGGGAACAUGAAAACGCCACUCUGGACAGACAUUUGGAUUUCUUUGAAAUGGUGCGGAAUGAGGACGACUCUGAGCUGGCCAAGAGAUUUGAUCUGGUCCAUAUAGACACAAAGAGCGCCGGUGCUAUGUUCGAGCUUCUCAAGAAGAAACUGAGCCACACAGAUUCUUACCCACACCUCAUCUCCAUCCUCCAACACUGCCUGCAAAUGCCCUAUAAACGUGGAGGCGGCAGCCUGCAGCACUGGCAGCUCCUGGACAGGAUCCUCCAGCAGAUCGUCCUCCAGGACGACAAAGGCGAGGACCCCGACGUCGCCCCUCUGGACAACUUCAGCGUGAAGAACAUCAUCCGCAUUCAAAGCUACCACCGAAGCUCAAGGUUGGUCAAUGAAAACGAGGUGAAGCAGUGGCGCGAACAGGCCGAGAAGUUUAGAAAAGAUCACGGAGAGCUCCUCGCCAAGCUGGAGAGGAAAGAGCGGGAGUGUGACACCAAGACCCAGGAGAAGGAGGAGAUGAUGAAGACUCUGAACAAGAUGAAGGACAAGCUGCAGCGCGAGGGCGUGGAGCUGCGCUCGGCCAGGGAGCAAGUGCUGGACCUGUCGACGCGCAUCAACGACAUCGCUCAGGGUGGAACCGUGUCGUUCCCGCCUCCCCCUCCCCCGCCCGGCGGCCCAGCGGCUCCGCCUCCGCCGCCGAUGACGGGCGGCUUCCCCCCGCCCCCGCCCCCUCUGCCUUUCAGCUGCCCGCCCCCUCCGCCGCCGCCUCCGCCGCCCGGGGCGCCGCCUCCUCCACCGGGAGCCCCUCCCAUCUUCGGAGCCCCGCCCCCUCCCAUCCCGUCCUCGUUCAACUCCAUGGGCACCAUGCGCUCCAAGUCCAUCCCUCAGCCGUCUCACCCGCUGAAGUCCUUCAACUGGGCCAAACUGGGCGAGCACAUGAUCAAUGGCACCAUCUGGAACGAGAUCGACGACCUGAGAGCCUUCAAGAUCCUGGACCUCAAGGACAUCGAGAAGAUGUUCUCAGCCUACCAGAGACAGCAGGACCUGCUCACUAACCAAUCCUUCAAACAGAAAGAGACGGGCUCCAUGGACGACAUCUACGUCAGCACGCGGAAAGUCAAGGAGCUGUCGGUCAUCGACGGCAGACGUGCUCAGAACUGCGUCAUCCUGCUCUCCAAGUUGAAAAUGAGCAAUGAAGAAAUCAAGAGAGCCAUCCUGGAGAUGGAUGAGAGAGAGGAGCUCGCCAAAGACAUGCUGGAGCAGCUGCUUAAGUUUGUGCCAGAGAAAAGUGACAUCGACCUGCUGGAGGAGCACAAACACGAGCUGGAGAGGAUGGCCCGCGCCGACCGCUUCCUCUUCGAAAUGAGCAGAAUUGACCACUACCAGCAGAGGCUGCAGGCGCUGUUCUUCAAGAAGAAGUUUGCAGAGCGACUAGCUGAAACCAAGCCGAAAGUUGAAGCCAUUCUGAACGCGUCCAAGGAGGUGGUGCGGAGCAAGCGGCUGACUCAGGUCCUGGAGGUGGUGCUGGCCUUCGGAAACUUCAUGAACAAAGGCCAGAGAGGAAACGCCUACGGAUUCAAGGUGUCCAGCCUCAACAAGAUCGCCGACACCAAGUCCAGCAUAGACAGGAACAUCACCAUGUUGCACUACUUGAUCAUGAUCUUCGAGAAGAACUAUCCCGACACGCUGCACAUCCAGCAGGACCUCGGCAGCGUGCCAGAGGCGGCCAAAGUCAAUUUGUCCGAGCUGGAAAAAGAAGUGCACAAUAUCAAGAGUGGCCUGAAGGCUCUGGAGGCGGAGCUGCACUACCAGCAGAGCAGGACGAGGGAGCGCGGCGAUAAGUUCGUAGCCGUGAUCGGAGACUUCAUCACCGUGGCGGGCUUCAGUUUCUCUGAGCUGGAGGACCAGCUGAGUGAAGCCAAGGACAAGUUUACCAAAUCUCUGAAGCACUUUGGGGAAGACGAAGGCAGGAUGCAGCCCGAUGAGUUCUUCGGGAUCUUCGACACCUUCCUGCAGUCGUUCAGCGAGGCGCGGCAAGACCUGGAGAACAUGCAGCGGCGCAAAGACGAGGAGGAGCGGCGGGCGCGGAUGGAGGCGAUGCUGAAGGAGCAGAGGGAGCGGGAACGGCGGGCCAAGAAGAGCGGCGCCUCGGACGAGGUCAGCGGGGAGUUCGACGACCUGGUCUCGGCGCUGCGCUCCGGGGAGGUCUUCGACAAGGACCUCAACAAGUUCAAGCGGGGCCGCAAGCGCUCCGUCAACCAGCUGGUGGAGGGCGGCGGGCGGGAACGGGCCGUCACCAAGGUCAAUUACUAAGUCGGGGAGAGAACACAAGGAGGGAAAAAACAGGACGGCGUAAAAACAGACACACCUGAAUUCCGCCGCGGCGCGGAUCUCUCGGCUAACAUCGGAAAGUAUGUAAAUAAUGACUGGACUGGACUCGAAGUGUUGGAGGAUGCAGCACUCUCCUCUGAAUGGUCUCGUAAAGCUAUUUCCAACUCGUUCAUUCUGGACUUUGCACAAGGCGAAGGGUGGACGGACGGACGGACGGACCACUGUGACACAUUAUCCAACGUUAAUCGACCACAUCCUUCCCAACACUGUGCUCGAGGUUCUCACUGUCCAUCACCCCACUGUUCUCCACUCGUGCUCUUUCUCGUUUUCCCCUCGGUGCUCCUCUGUCAGCCCCUCAUCGCAGGGGAAAAAAACCCAGGUAAUUUGCCAUCUGGCUCUUAAAUGCGAAGGACGUGGAGAUUGCACGGUCACAUUGUACAUAGACAUGAGGCCACGAGAUCGGAUUGGAGGGAUCGUUUGUCAGACUUCAGCAAAAGAACCUCUCCGGUCCAAAAAAAGAAGAGGUUUCCCUGCCUCAGAAUGGAUGGAUGUUGAAGAACUUCAUUCACUGCCAAGUCAGUAAAUACUAGAAUGAUUCGUAGCUUUUGAAAGAGCGAGGGUGGAUUCACAGCGCGUGGUUUUAGCUUCAGAAGAGGACAUUCAUCCCGACGGCCUCCUGUUCCCGUCUCACAGCAUUCCCGGGGGAAGUAGCACAUCCCAACCUGCAGGAAAUCACGACUCCUCAGCUUGAUCCACCCCGACGAUAAAGCGGUGACUGUGCCACAUGGGUCGAGCCUCGCCUGCGCUCUGAAGUGGGUUUCAGCAUCGUUCUGGCAUCAACCAGUGCCAAAGCAAAGAGAAAACACAUGUAAAUGUAUUAAUACAAAAGAAAAAAAAACAUACUGCAAUUAGGCAUUGAUAUAUAUUUAUAUUUAGAUGCAGACAAGCUAAUUGCAAAGAUGUAGAGGUUUUUUUAUGUUUUGGCAUUUUGGGAUUUUGUACACGCAAUGCAUCCUUUGUUGGUGUUGCAAGUUCACGUUGCUGUUGAAGUGAAUUUCUAUACAUUUUGCGCUUUAUGUAAAAAAAAAAACAACAAAAAAGAUACUUGCUCGCCCUUUUCACACCUGUAUGUCUCGUUUGCACUGUAGCUUUUCUAAAAAGAAGAAAAAACAAACACUUAAAAGUCAACAAGCCAACUCCAGAGUCCUCUCUGUUUUCAAAAUGACCUUUUUUUAAAUAAUGAAGAGAAAAAAAGAGAAAACGCCAUAAAUAAAAGUGAAAGGCACAAUCUGCGGUCAGUUUACAAUGCCCUCCCUGCUCUCUGCCACUCUAUAAGAGCCAUAUCUGACUCUAUCAGCAGCAACUAGUCAGCCAUAUGAUCUGCGAACCAUUCCUCGAUUACUAACUCGGAUUCGGGCUCGUCAUGUAGCAUAGGUGAUAUAUCACUUGGAAAGCAUGGAAAAGGCUGCGAUCAGGUUUUGAUGGUUUUUUUUAAACGAUGCUUAGGAACAAGACUCACUUCAUUUUGCAGCUUUUGUCAGGAAACGCCAGAGGCUGUAUAUGAAUGCAGACGACACAUCUCUCUUUUCCAAUGGAGGCUGCCACAACAACAGCAUAAUCAAAAGUUAUCCCUAAAAGAUCAUCUUCGAAGACGUUUACAUUUUCACAUUAUUAGGUAUACUGACAAACAUGGUGAUUUUUUUAAAUUAUAGUGUGAGAAGUUUAACUGUAAAAUCAUGACAUUAAGUUAUGCUAUAUUGCUAUAUAUAAUGUAGUAAUAUUUUCAUGUUAAUUUGAGAUUCCCGGUACAAUGUUCAAGACACUGACUCCGAUUCACUCUGUUUUAGAUUUUGUGGCAUCAACAUACUUCAGUAACUCCACAUUUCUGUAUUCGAGUGGAGCUAGAAGACAUUGAAUCUGAAGUUAUGGAUUCCCUCUGGCUCACUCAAGUGUGCAGCUGAUUGACUGGCCCUGCUUGGCUUUUACCUCAGUCUAUCCAUUACACACCAGACCUAAACUUCACUAGUGUAAGCGAGGAGUAAACCUGGCAGGUCAAGGCACUGCCGUAGUAGGAUUCAUAAAUGACGCAACCAGGAUCAGCACAGUGCCGACCGGUGUGAAGGUGUCACCCAUACACUCACAGACUUCACUGGAAUAACCAUCCACUUCUCAGGAAGCUUGUGAUUUAUCACUAAACUGCAACCAGCCACCAGAGGGAGCUUCAGAUAUAUUUUUAAAUUCAGUCUACAUUUCUGUACAGUCUCUGAGAAAAGCCUGUAUUUCUCAAAAUGUUUCUGAAAUUUUCAAUGUAUUUACAUAAGCUGAGUCAUUGGCUGCAUCAUGAAUUUGCCAGUACUGUUGUUAAGAGUGAAUGUCAUCGUUAUUCACAACAAUAAAUGAGCCCACAGAGAAUGAUCUAAUAAUGAGAGGAAAUCUUUCUAGUGUGGUCAGAUCAAGUUGAAAUAGAACGUAAACAUAGAAAUACUGUGGUAAAUACUGUACUUCACUCAUUUCAGUCAUUCCAUCCACGUAUGUGGGUACUACAGCACAGUGCAGUGUGGGUGUGGUGUGGUGUGUGCAGGAUCGUAGCAGGAGGAUUGGUCGCUUUCGGGACCGUAAUCUCUUGCGUAAGCCCAUUCUUUGAGGGUCAAACAAGGGUUUGGUAACAAGAUUUACUCAAAAAGCCAUUGGUUCUCUCAAAUGGAGCUUUUAUUUUCCAAGUAAUUCCACUCUCCAUGGCUCAGUCAUUGACUAGCAUCAAGUUUCUACUGCAGUUCACCAACUGAUGCCACUGUUUGAACUGAUGUAUAAGCAAGUUGAGUGUUUUUAUGUGGAAUUAAGACGUUACCAGGCCUCUCUCAUGGUGAUCGACCAUGAGGGGAUUCAAACAUUAUUUAAAAAAAAAAAAAAAUCAAUGCUGAAAUUUCCAAUUUUGGCCCUACAAUACAAAGGCGAUCCCAGUUUGUCCCUCGUUCUGCCAGUUUCUCAGUCCUUAAACAUUUGCAAAUGUUCACCUUUAAGUGCCUCAGAUCCUGCUUCCACACGUGCACCAUGCCUGCUGCUGUGCUGCAGUGCAUGGAGCUUUCCAAAACCAGAAAAAGGUUCAGGGGUUGCUGUUGAAAUGGGCAGUUUUCGUAGACUGAUGGCGCCAUCUUGUGGCUCCAGAGCGCGUACUGCACUUUGAAUCCAUUCUAACAACACAACCGGUUCCUCGCCAGGACUCCAUCACAGAGAUUUGUUCUCCUCUUUCCCCUGCAACUUGAAUUUAUGAUGAUGUUUUUACACCUGAUGCUGAAAACACACCCUGAAGCAGUGCAGAGAGGAUGUUCCCACACUUCAUUUGUAAACACAGGAGACAAAAUGACACCCGAUUGCUUAUUCUUAAACCAGCGUCUCAUGUAUAUUCAAGCUACUCUUCUUUCUAACCUCUGCUCAGACUUGAGCAGAUCCUUUGUAUGGCACUUCUGCAGAGAUUCCUAACUGUACGCCUGCAUUGUAGUGCGGACGAUUUACCGAGAGGGCGGGGAAGAAGCGUUGCGACAUUGUCAGUAUUAACAUGUGUUUGUCUCGUUCCAUGUUUGGUUGUGUUAUUUUGGCCAUUGACUGGCUAAUUUUGGAGUGUAAAGGUGGAAAUCAGAGGAAAAAAGGACAUUAGUAGCUUGUUCAAUGCACUUUUUUUUUUUAUAUAUAUACGAUGGGACAUUUCCAUUUGCGGCGCCAUUUUCGAGGGCUCGGGUCCCUCCAGCAAUGACAGGGGUGCAACAAGAGUGUGGUGCUACAAAAUAUAAAUAUAUAAAUAUACAGACACACAUACACACACAAAUAUAUAUAUAUAUAUGAAUAGAUAAAUAAAGUGAACAUGGUUUGUAAAGAGAGUGGAGGGUAAGUGAGGUUUGGGACUCCGGCUGGGCCGCUGGAAACGCAUUAACCGUCAGACUUUUUGAAUGGCAGAAGUGGGAAUUGAAGAGGUGACACUCCGAGCUGCGUUUAAAUGAAAGAAAGGAAGAAAAAAAAAAAUCUGGGUUCUUUUUUUUAAUUUCAUGUCACCACCAUGUUUUUGUCGUUUCAUGCACUUGGCGUCGACCUGCAUGCCAGAACAUGGGUGCACACAGUGUGACGUGGUUCUUUCUUUUUUUUUUUUCUUCAACCUCCUUUAACAGAAAAUUGCUUGUGGAAUGGAACACGUCUGUUGUGCCGCAAAUCGUAGCGCCUGAGUAAAGUCGCAUCAGAGGUUGUGUAAUUGUAAGGACGUCAGUAUUACUAUGGUUGGAAAAAACAAAAAAAAAAGAUAAAUAUCCUCCACCGAAUGAUGUACAGUUGAAAAAAAAAAAAAAGCAUUUUGUACACCAUUCUUGAUGUUUGAGA
Molecule: messenger RNA, 8023 nt
Organism: Salarias fasciatus (jewelled blenny)
Lineage: Eukaryota; Metazoa; Chordata; Actinopteri; Blenniiformes; Blenniidae
Gene: daam2
Product: dishevelled associated activator of morphogenesis 2
Exons: 28
Coding region: 386-3640 (1084 amino acids)
Biological process (GO): negative regulation of oligodendrocyte differentiation; regulation of non-canonical Wnt signaling pathway; positive regulation of canonical Wnt signaling pathway
Molecular function (GO): small GTPase binding; actin binding
Source: RefSeq, a predicted model, not a curated record